Molecule: messenger RNA, 1134 nt
Organism: Octodon degus (degu)
Lineage: Eukaryota; Metazoa; Chordata; Mammalia; Rodentia; Octodontidae
Gene: Cmss1
Product: cms1 ribosomal small subunit homolog (yeast)
Exons: 10
Coding region: 111-950 (279 amino acids)
Cellular component (GO): 90S preribosome; nucleus
Source: RefSeq, a predicted model, not a curated record
CAGCCGGCAGGGGCUCCGCGUGUGGUGACGCCGGUAGCACCUCCGUGGCAGCCGGGCUUCACGCUACCCGUUGCUUUGCGCUGGUCCGCUCUCCUCAGUCUCGCGCGGCUAUGGCAGACGACCUCGGAGACGAGUGGUGGGAGAAUCAGCUGGCAGGAGCAGCCAGCAGCCCAGACUCAUCAGAUGGUGAAGGAGGAGGAGAAACAAAAAUGACACCACAAGAGACAGCCUCAGUUCCUAUAUCAUCAAAAAAAACUGAACAGCCUAAAGAAUGUUUCUUGAUACAACCAAAGGAAACAAAAGAAGGUGCCACCAAGACCAGGAAGUGGAAAAAGAAGAAAAUCACUGAUGUUCUUGCAAAAUCAGAGCCAAAACCAGGGACACCUGAAGAUCUACAGAUGCUGAUGAAUAACUAUUAUAGCAGCAAUCGCUCAGUGAUUGAAUUAGAAGAACUGAAUCUACCAGAUUCCUGUUUCCUCAAGGCCAAUGACUUGACUCACAGUUUUUCAUCAUACCUAAAAGAAAUUUGUCCUAAGUGGGUAAAACUUCGGAAAAAACACAAUGAGAAGAAGUCGGUUCUGAUGCUGAUCGUUUGCAGCUCUGCCGUCCGAGCUCUGGAGCUCAUUAGGUCGAUGACAGCAUUCAGAGGAGACAGCAAAGUUAUAAAAUUGUUUGCAAAACAUAUAAAGAUCCAGGAGCAGGUAAAGUUGCUGGAGAAGCGUGUGGCACAUCUGGGCGUAGGAACUCCAGGGAGAAUUAAAGAACUCAUUAAACAAGGUGGCCUUAACUUGAACCCCUUAAAGUUUCUGGUGUUUGACUGGAACUGGAGAGAUCAGAAGCUGCGGAGAAUGAUGGACAUUCCCGAGGUAAGGAAGGAGGUUUUCGAACUUUUAGAAUUGGGAAUACUCAGCCUAUGCAAGUCAGAAUCCUUGAAGCUGGGACUUUUCUAAUCCUGGAUCCUAAUGAAGAUUACAGUUUUCAGAGUGGAACUUGCAUCUUACUUAAUGACAUGGGUAUAAAUCAACUAUUUCUUUCAUUAUGUUAACUGUAUUACCAGAUACAUCCCUGGGAAUGUAGGGAGUCUCUAAAAGAAUGAAUCUGUGGUUUUGCCUAGUCCCUGUAGAAUAAAGAAUC